Molecule: messenger RNA, 3879 nt
Organism: Ahaetulla prasina
Lineage: Eukaryota; Metazoa; Chordata; Lepidosauria; Squamata; Colubridae
Gene: TMEM43
Product: transmembrane protein 43
Exons: 12
Coding region: 187-1368 (393 amino acids)
Biological process (GO): nuclear membrane organization
Cellular component (GO): nuclear inner membrane
Source: RefSeq, a predicted model, not a curated record
UAGAAAGAGAGAGAGAGGGAGAGAGGGAGGGAGAUCAGCGUCUGAUCUGCGGGAGUCUUUUUUGGGCGUUACGUGUCCUUCGGGCAUCAGAUCUCUCUUCCUUCCACUUUUAAGAAUAGCUCGGGGAGUUGGUGCAUUUACGGUAUUUAAAAAGCUCAAAGCAUACCAGUAUAGUAGUUCUCUGAAAUGGGUGGAAAGAAUGAGCAUGUGAAGGUCACAACCGAGCACAAGCCUGGGUUUCUGGAGCGCCUGAGUGAGACUUCUGGAGGGAUGCUUGUUGGCCUUGCCACUUUUGCCCUGUCUUUCUACAUUCUUUUUACCAACGAGGGACGAGCUUUGAAAACAGCCUCCUCUUUGGCUGAGGGGCUUUCUCUAGUUGUCCCGCUCGACAACAUCCAGAUUAUAUCCCAUGAGAAUGACAAGAAACUUGUGCAUUUGUCUGGUAUCCUUAAAACAUCAAAGCCUCUAUAUGAUCCGAGCUAUGGGCUUUCUAUCCGGGCAGUCAAGCUCAAACGUCAGGUGGAGAUGUAUCAGUGGGUUGAAUUUGAAGAUUCCAAAGAAUAUGAAGAAGAUGGUGAAGUAAAGAAAGAAACAAGAUAUUCUUACAAUACAGAAUGGAAAUUGGAAGUUGUGAAUAGCAGAAAUUUUGAUCGAGAAAUUGGACAUAAAAACCCUAGUGCCAUGGCUGUUGAAUCUUUCACUGCAGUUGCUUCUGAUGUUCAAGUUGGCAAGUUCUUCCUUUCCAGGGGCCUUAUUGAGAAGAUUAAUAAUUUCAAGCAGAUGAGCCUCUCAAAACUAGAAGACCCUCACGCAGAUGUGAUCCGCUCAGGGGAUUAUUUCUUUCAUAGUGAGAAUCCACGACGUCCAGAAGUUGGAGAUCUUCGUGUUUCAUUCUUCUAUGCAGGUUUGAGUGAAGACUUCUCACGCACAGCUCUACCAGAUAUAGUUACCAUCAUUGCUCGUCAGCAAGAGGAUCAUUUGGUUCCAUACCAAACCAAAUCAGGGGAUGUCUUAAACAUUCUCUAUCCUGGAGAGCUCACAGCUGAGGAAGUAUUUCAGAAAGAACAUGAGAGUAAUAGCAUGAAAACCUGGGGCCUACGUGCAGCUGGAUGGUUGUCUAUGUUUGUAGGCAUCAACCUUAUGACCAGAAUUAUAUAUACCCUAGUGGAUUGGUUUCCAGUUGUCCGGGAUCUGGUUAACAUUGGCUUGAAAGCAUUUGCCUUUUGCUUAGCCACUUCUCUCUCAUUGCUGACCAUUUCAGUGGGCUGGCUCUUCUAUCGGCCCUUCUGGGCACUAUUGAUUGCUUUGUUGGCUGUAGUUCCCAUUCUGAUUGCAAGAUCUCGGGUUCCACCAAAGAAGCAGCAGUGACAUCAUGGAAGAAGCGCCUUCUUUGUACCUACAUUUCUUUGGAAACCGGAUACAUUCAAUGCUUUUAUCAUAUUUGAAGAAAAUACCAUCAUGGAUAUUUUUGCUCAAAACAAAACACUUCUUUAUAUUGCAGUACAGAAAAUGCACCAUCAGUGUGUUCUAUAAUCAUUUUAGAUAUGCUACUUUCAUUAUGCAAUCCAGGGGUGAGGAACUAAGCAUUUCUGAAUUAUAGCUCCCAGGAGCACGGGUACCAUGGUCAGGGGUACUAAGAUCCAUAUAUAUUUAGACCAGGCCUGCAGAACUGGUAGAAAAGACCACAUUGAUAAAAUAAGUGCAGGCCACAAAUAGCAAUAACACUUAUAUACCACUCCAUAGUGCUUUACAGCAUCUCUGGGCGGUUUAGAGUCAGCUUAUUGCCCCAAAUAGUCUGGAUCCUCAUUUUACUGACCUCGGAAGGAUAGAAGGCUGAGUAAACUUUCAGCCCAUCAGGAUCAAACUCUUUUGACUGUGGGCAGAAUUAGCCUACAACAGAGGUCCCCAACCUUUUGGGCGCCAGGGACCAGUUUCCACAGACCAAAGGAGCGUGGUUUUGCAUGCUGCCUGCAUCCUGUGGAUGGGACUUCACUUGUUGGCACAGCCUGGUUACUGGCAUGCCAUGGACUGGGGAUUGGGGGUCCCUGGCCCACAAUACUGCAUUCUAGCCACUGUGCCACAAUGACUCAAAGUGAUCUGUGAUGUGCGAAUUAGUUCUUUAGUGACAGUAUUGGAAGUGGCAGUGAGGCCUGCAGGUGUUCGGUAGCAUGUCUUUCAGAGUGGCAGUGAAUUUAUUGACUUUUUAAAGAAUGCUGGAAUGCGGCAUGAAGCUGCUUGGCUGGUCAGAUGCUGUGCAGGCCUGAUCUAAAUAUUGAUAGGUUUCAUACCAAGUGGAAACAAACAAAAAUGUGCAACUGCCCCGAUUUCUGGAAAUAAAAAGUUGAACAAAACGUAAAAAGGCUAAGCAAAUUAGGUUUUCUAUGCAAUUUAUGUAAAAUGUCUUUUAAUCUUCAUGGAGAAGAAUAGGUAUAUGGACUCAAUGGGGACCAUAUGAGGAUUUGAAGAGUGGAUAAAUCCUUGUCAGAUUAAUCUAUUCCUUAUCUACAACUUCAUGUAUUAUAGCUUUACUGCAUGUAACUUUUUGAAGUUUUUGUCAUAUUUCAGUUGCCUUCAUUUUUCUUAUUCUUACUAUCCUGUCUGAAUUCUCACAUAGGUAACUUUAUCUGUAACACCUUGAAUUGUAUGUGGAUCAAAGUAUCCUACACCACUCUGGUGUUUCUGUGAUGCUGUUUAUUUUCACAUUACUAUAUUCAGCAUUAUUGUAUCUCAGUGUUACAAUUUAUUUUUAUCCCAUGCUUUAUUUUUUUUCAAUAAGUAAAAUAAUUUAUGAUUCAGGUGGAUUUUUUUACCUGUGACUUGAGAAUUGUUUCCUGAACCAACUCAGUAAUUUACUGAUGGUUUCAUGAAUUAUGAUUUUUAAAGACAAAACCAAAGAUAUAUCCAGAGGGAGAAGAGACUUUCUGCUGUUCACGUAACUUGCUCCAUGGGCAAAUAUAUUUGUUUUUUUUACUGAAAAAUUAUGUAGAGUAAGGUUGGGUACUCAAUGUACUAAUGGUACUCUGGCAAACUUUUUAUUUGAAACCUGCCCAAUUUCAGGAAAAAACAAAAAGAGUGCAACACUUUACAAUUGGGUGUUUUAAAUCUGUACAACAGUUUGUAACUUUGUUUAUUUUGUCCAGACAUUGCCUGCUUUGUAUAUAAUGCUAAGCUAAAAGGUUUAACUUACAAAUUAUACAAGCAAAUGAAAUUUCUUAAAUCUAGGACUGAAAGAAUAUGUUAACUAUUUAUACCCAGAAUAGGUUUUUUCCCCUAUAGCUUCAAUCACUGCUUUUUCUGGGUUCAGAACUGCAAAUUGUGCACACAACCUUCAAUUGGACUAUUUUAUAAAAAACUCUGAAGCAAUCAAAAAGCCAGUGUAUACCCCAUUGCAAGCCAUUAUUGCCAGCAAUGAGAUGAUCUGAAAAAAUGGAUUAGAUAGAAACCUUUUAUAUGGAUGCAAUCUACCAAGGUAAGAGAGACAGGCUUUGAUAUUCUGUAUCUAAAAUAAUUGUAAGUAUUAUUCUCAGCUCAUUAUUAGAGGUACAUCAAAUUAGACUAAGAGAAAAAACUAAGCCAAAGCCCUAGAAGUAAAUAAAAGUUCAUUAGCAUCAUCCUGGAUCUGCCCUUUUCUUGAAUUUAGGAUUCCAAACUUAAAUUUAGAUUCAUUGGUCUGGUGCUAUCUAAUGUCAUUUGACUAAAGUCCAACUUCAUCAUUUUCUUAAGAUGUCAGUUGUAUCACUGAUGCAGAAUGAAGCAUGGUGGCUGCUUCCAACUAAUAUCUAAGUUUGUAUUCUUUAUUUUUAGAAUAUCAUUUGUAAACAUUUCUAUGGAUGUAAAUGCCUAUUUUCUAUUUUAUAAAUAAAACUCAAAAAUAUAUGA